UUAACGUUAGAUGCUAAAACGACGGGGAGGGGCGGUUGGUUUUGGAUUUUGUAGCUAGCUGGUGUCAACCGACCGAAAUCGUUACACAAAACCCGUCAUUUCUCCGCCCGUUGUCGCUAACAACCAUUGUUAUUUGGAUGAAUUCGGCAUGGAGAAGGUAGCGGAGCCGUCUUGGACUUCUUCGUACACCUACCAGGUGAGCAAGCACAGUGCGGAGAUGCUACACAACCUCAACAUUCAGAGGAAAGAUGGAGGCAGGUUCUGCGAUGUGAUCCUGCGCGUCGGCGAGGAGAGCUUCCCCGCACACAAGGCGGUGUUAGCGGCAUGCAGCGAGUAUUUCGAGUCGGUCUUCAGCCGCCAGACGGAGGGCGACGGCGACGCCAAGGAGCUGGAGAUGCACACCAUCAGCCCGAAAGUUUUUAAAGACGUUUUGGACUUCGCUUACACCUCCAGGAUCGUGGUGCGACUGGAGUGCUUCCCGGAGUUGAUGACAGCUGCCAAGUUUCUCUUGAUGCGGUCGGUGAUUGAGAUAUGUCAGGAGGUGAUCAAGCAGUCCAACGUACAGAUCCUCGUCCCGACCUCACGGGGAGGAGACGCCAGCCUGUUCCAGGCCACGGCCGCCACGGAGCUGGGCUUCCCGGUGGCGCAGCAGGAUCUGGUGAACGGCACGGGCAUGCUGGUGAACGGGCAAAGCUUUGCUAACAAUGCACAGAUGCAUGUGGAUGGGGGUGAAGACACCGCCGCGGUGUUGUUGGAGGACGGCGGCGAGUCGUCCAUGCCCAUGCUGGAGCCUGUGGAAGGACUGACCGUGUCCCCAUCGACGGAAAUACCGGGGAGCACGUUUCAGCACGACGCUGGCUCCCCUGGGUCGAAAAGGAACAGGGGGAGACCAAAGAAACCUGGCGGGGUUGUGGAAGCUGUACACUUUAAUCACAGCACGCAGAAAGACAAUGGGCUGUUUCCGUGCGGGACGUGCGGUAAGGCUUUCACAGAGGCUUCCCGGUUGAAGAACCACGAAGCGCAACACGGAGCCCACACAGGCGGUGUAAACAACGUCGGUGACAGCCUGUCAACAGCCGGCGGCAUGUCUUUGAUGUCUCAGCCCGCUCUGGUGGAAAACGGCGUGCAGCUGCACGGAGGGCUGACGCUGGACAACGGCCGCAAACGGGAGAGGACCAGACGGCAUGUCGGCUGUGAUAUUUGCGGUAAAGUUUUCCGCGACGUUUAUCACCUCAACCGACACAAGCUCUCCCACUCCGGGGAGAAGCCGUACGCUUGCCAUGUGUGCGGGCUCCGGUUCAAACGCAAGGACAGGAUGUCAUACCAUGUGCGGUCCCAUGACGGCUCGGUCGGGAAACCCUAUGUGUGCCAAAGCUGUGGAAAAGGGUUUUCAAGGCCAGACCACCUGAAUGGACAUAUCAAACAGGUUCACACAACAGAGAGACCCCACAAGUGCCAGAUUUGUAAUGCCUCUUUUGCUACAAGAGAUCGCCUCCGGUCACACCUUGCUUGCCAUGAGGACAAAAUCCCCUGCAAAGUUUGUGGCAAGUUUCUGCGGGCUGCCUACAUGACAGACCACCUCAAAAAACACAGCGAAGGGACGCAUAACUACUGUGGCAUUUGCAACAAAGGUUUCUCUACUGCCUCCUACCUUAAGGUGCAUAUAAAGACACACCAUGGCUCUCCACUGCCCCCCUCUGCCACAAUGCACACCUUCCCUGAGCCAAGGGGGGAGCUGCAGAUGCACAACGGCACCCCUUACCACAUGGGACGCCAGUGCUCAGUGGAAGACCUGUGCGCCAGUCGCCAGCUGCUUCUCACCUCGCCUGAGGCAGAGGGUCGCUAUCAUGGGCUCUCUGGACACCCAGCUCUUCCCCAGCCCGGCCCUCCAGCCUUGGGCCUGCAGCCUGAGCUGCUCAUGGGGAAGGCAGGUGGGGCUCCAUAUUUCUGGGAUUGCCGCUCUGGCGGGGUGCCCGGCUUCCCCGUCCAUGGGCCUGCUGCAGACGGGCAGGAAAACUCUGGGAAGUGUCCUCAUCUGGAAUCAGAAGAAUCAGAUCCUUCAUUCGGGGAGUUGUCCAAUGGCGAUGAGCUUAAAUCUCCUCACAAACCUGACGGGCCGGAGCUGGAGAUGCCCUCAUUAGCCUGUAACGGAGCCUCUGCGGGGGGCUUGGGCUCUCCAGAGGGAUCUAAAGCCAAGACGGACCCUGAGAAGAAGUUUACCUGCGGCAUCUGCGGUCAGGCCUUCCGCACCAAGUCCUACCUCAACAAGCACCAGCACAGAGUUCACAAAGCCCAGAAGACCCAGGGGGUUUCAGGGUCGGGCUUAAAUGAGCUGGCUCCCUCCCUGACCUCUCCCUUCUCCCCUCAACAAAACAUGUCCCUGCUCGAGUCUUUUGGCUUUCAGAUAGUCCAGUCUGCUUUCGCCUCUUCACUGGUGGAUGCCGAGGCUGGACAAAGUGGAAUUGACUUUGGAGGGAAGUGACGAAUUUGCAAAGCUUCUCAUUCUUAGGACAAAGCCGGGUUGCCCACAGAAGAUGCUCUGUAUUUGGGAAUAACUUUGCCUCAAGGCUACUUUUUCUGUUUGUUACGUCACUUAAUGUGUAUCUGAUAUUUUUGUCACAGACUGCCAUACGAUUCCUACUUUUUCUACUUUUUUCAGAGUAUAAAAAGUGCGCGCACGGUGUUUAAAUAUUCUUUAUAAAGAAACGACAUGAAGGUUUUACUUCCUUUAUCUGAUGUGGAUCUGUUGAUGUUAUGUUUGGUAAUCUUUCAUUUGUUUUUUGGCUUGUGUGUUGUUGAGCUUUCUUGGCUGCACAAACGUUUCUGGACAUGAGACGAAUUAUUAACUGCAACUUUAAAACCAGUAAUUACUUAUUGUCUGUUCGCCCACUUUAACUGCUCUGAUGUACCUGGUAAAUCGACCCUUGGCCGUUACAGUGAUUUUAAUGCUUCGUACUCCUUCGUGUUCCCUUAAAGGCUGUAAACAAACUUCUUUACCUCAGAGCAACAAGAGGGCUUGAUUCUGCAUUAAUGUUGUUCUUUUAAGGAAGGUUUUUGUUUUCGUAAGGACAGGGAUUUAAAUUGGCCUCUAUUUUGAAAGGUUUUUGAUUUUAUAUAUUCAUUAUUCUGACAGACAUUCCUAACAAGCCCAUGGCAUGUUUCACAAAACAUUUAUUUGAAGCAAUUUCCUUUGGAGUCAUAGAGAAAAUGUCAGUUUUGAGUAGCACUGACAGCUGUCAAGGACCUUUAAAUAAUUACUACUGAGAGAAUUACAGCUAAGAAGCACUUUUAAAACAAGUAUGGAUAAAACUUUGUAUUUGAACUGUUACAGCAUCCACACAAAGCUCACCUGGCAUCAUACAAAUGGGGCAAAAAACUAUUUCAGCUUAAAAUAAAUAAAUAAUGAAGCUACCUCACUAAAAAAAAAUCAAGAAAAUGGUUCUUUGUGUAAGUAACCAAGUUAAUUCUUGCAGCAACUUCAUUAGAUUCAAAUAAUACAAAGUCAAAGCAAAUUCACAAAUGAAAACAAGUGCUAGAAACUAGAAAUGCCUGUAUUCAGGGUUUUUAUUUUUCUCUUGAAAGUUUUGGAAAUGCUUUAUUUUAGCUAUUAUAUAUUCAUGGUUAGUAAUAUGCUUGAAUUUAAAUAUACUCCUUUAAAACAUCUUGACAUUCUACGUAAUGUGGUGCUUUAGCUAUACAAUCACUCGUGUAAAACAAAGAUAUGAUAACAAUCCCAUCAGAUUUGUUAUAUAUUGUUAUAUCUCCUGGUGUCCAGACGAGUCCUCUGUUGACCUGUCAGAGUUAUUAUAAACAGAUGGGAUAAUAAACGCUCUGAGAAUUUAGAAAUUUUAGAUUUAGGUACCUAGGAAUAUGCUUGAAAACUGCUUGAAUUUUACGUUUAAAAAGCUGAAUGAACCUUGUGUAUUUAUAGUAAAGCUAAUUUUCAGAUCCAGGUCUUUAAAAAAUGCUUGUAGAAACAUAUUAAUUGAAAAAGAGGACAGAGCUGCUACACAGAUCGCUGGUGGGAGUCCUGCUCUAAAUGAACCAAAUAUACUGGCAGCUUAUUUGGAUAUGAAGAAGUUGGUAAGCAGUUUUGAUUUGUAAAUGGUUUCUACAAAAACAUGUAAAGUAAGGAGAAGAAAGCCAUUAUUAUUAUUACGAUCCACUGUGUGCUGGAAUACUUUUGAAAACAAUUUUUUUAACAUGUAAAAAGUCUUGAAACAUGCCUUGAGCCUGUUAGGAAUGAGAUUUGUUCCCCUCUCUUCAACAAUCACAAAGUUUCCAAGCCUCUUUUGUUUGGUAUUAAAUCAGCUGUGUGCAUUUAACAGGGACCAAGGUCAGGUAUAUUUUCAGUAUAUAUUUUGAGAAAUGUAGAUUAUAUUUUAUUAACUUAUUCAUGCCCUCGGUUUUGUGUACAGUUUUUUUUAAUUGUCAAACAAAAAUCUUGUGGUUUGCUCGUUUUGAUAAUUUUUCACUCUAAAUUAUGUUAAAUGGAGAUGUGUGGUUAUGUGUGUGUUGUGCAGCAGCGUUAGGGGUUAGAAGGAGGAGUCCCACCCUGACCCGCCAGCCUCUGGACCGACCAAACAUAAUGCUACUUUUACAUUAAGCUUGCUUUAUUUCUCUGGUGUUUUCCUCUUCAUCACCUGCACUUGUUGUAUUGCUCACCCUGCUCACUUCCUGUCAGAUUUGCUUGUGUUGUUAGUGACAUGUCUUGUGUUUGCACUAAUAGUCACUAGGCUGAGGCACCUAUCCAUCCAAGUGGCUUGCAGUGAAAAUGUGUUUAAUCCAAAAUGUUGCACCAAGACAUUCCUGUAACGAGGACAGACUUAACUGAAUAGUUUCUCAAAUCAGAACACAAUGAGAGCCUCAUCUCCACUUUUUUUGCUUGUUUUGUUUAAUUUGAAGUCUCGCUCCUCUUCCACUGUGUUGAAAAAGUUUUUUUUGCCACUGAAUUGGUUUUGCAUCUUAUGGUAAAAACACACCAAGCUGCCAUGCAAUAUCCAUGGAAAGCUGUGGCCGCUUUGAACUCAGCGAGUUGCCACCAUAUGAUUCUGUUGCAGAUAUCAGCCAUAGAGAUGUCUGCCUUAUCUUGAAUUUAAUGGGACUAUAUGCCACUUCACACGUGGUCCUCAAAACACACAAACAUUUAAAAAAAUAAAAAAAACAACAGCAGUGUUUCUUUCCAGAAAUCAUGGGAACUAAAGAUGAUUCAAUUUUGUUUGAUUUUUAGCGCUUUAGAGCACCGCAACCGUAUAGUGCCAUAGAGUUCCAUUAUAGUCAAGAGAAGGCAGACAUUUCUACAGCUGAUAUAUCCUCUGCAACUCACACCAAAACAAUCUAGAUCGAUGAAUAGCACUACAGGAAGAGGCAAAAUAUGUAUUUUUGAUUUUCAAGGGAACUCUCCAUCAGGAUGCAACUGGUUAGAAUAAAUUAUGUGUAAAGAUCAAAUAUUUAUAAGUAAAGAUUAAUUUGGUUUUGGUUGAAACGAUCAGACCCCUUUUACAAUCAUUCUUCCUCUGUAUAUACUGAAAGCAACGAAGUAAUCACUGUUAGAAAAUUGGUGACUCUGCUGCCAUUUGUGAGAACAGAUCAGAUCAGGUCGGUGUUUUUUCUUGUGUUGUAAAACCUGCAUCAUGAUGCAAAUCAAACAUAGUCCAACUGUGUGUGUGUGCGUGCGUGUGUGUGUGUGUGCGCGUGCGUGUGUGCAUGCAUGCGUGUGUGUGUGUGUGUUGUAGGACGAGAGAGUAUACGUGUUUCUGUUUUCUGAUGUGUUUCUUGCUUUCUGUUUAAUUAUUAUUUGUGUAUAAUUUAGUCUGUUAAAUUCAGUACAUUCCUAUAUUAUUUAUGGUUAUGUUGUGAUUGUAACAAGUGUAUAUACCAUUCAUAUACACAUUCUAUAAAUAUAUAUAUAUAUAUAUAAAUAUAUAUGAACCAACCAAUAUGAUCAGUGUUUGUCAGUGGUGGUCCUGUACAUAUAAAGAUUUUCUUUCUUCUCGUCCAUCAUGUGGAGGGAUAAGUUAAGUUAUGGCCAUUUGAUUGAAAGCGUAAACUGCAUGUUCUGGCAUGCGAGCUGAGCUGGGGACUGAAUGUCGAUCACUGGUUGGUGGCAGUGAUAGUUUCAUUGUUCACCGUACUGUCGCUCUGCUCUGGUAGCACUCACACUGCCAGCUGCACGACUCACGUCUUUGACCAAGUUUUUUCUCCUUUUUUGAUCCACUCUGCACUAGUAUUUACUCCUUAAAAGGUGAUAAGGGUUGUUUUUUUGUUGUUUUUGAAAACAAGUGGAAGAUGCUGUGAGGAAAUAAUGUUCCUUUUGUUUGUGUUCUUCACCGGGAUGUAUGAUUUUUGUUUCACUCAUGUUGGUACUCAAGUGUAAAAGGUGUUUUGGUUGAGUAUUUAGGCUUAAAUGUUUUUGUUUUCUGCUUUUGGUCUGUUGCAAAGUGCCUUCCAAAUACUGAUUGUGCACAGCAGUGGAUUAAAAAAGGUCCUCUUUUCUAAAGGUUAAGAAAUUGUACAGAGUGACUUGCAUUGACACUUUUGUAUAAAAACACACACAGAAAAUGUACAAUAUGUUAACUUGGUAUUUUAUCAUCAUACUCAACAAGAUUGCUCUUAAGACAUGUGAGCUACAUGUUUUGUUAUAACGUCUUUGGACAUAUUUCAAUAUAAGCAUACUUUUCUAUAGAUAUUUGUUUUUGUACUCUGUUAUUGAGUCUCAUCUCUCUUGUUGGUACAGAGAUGAGCAACGAAUAAAUUGCAAUUGAAAAAUC
Centropristis striata (black sea bass) is the source of this 6770-nucleotide messenger RNA. RefSeq names its product POZ/BTB and AT hook containing zinc finger 1 (gene patz1). Gene Ontology annotation, molecular function: RNA polymerase II cis-regulatory region sequence-specific DNA binding; protein binding; DNA-binding transcription factor activity, RNA polymerase II-specific. Lineage: Eukaryota; Metazoa; Chordata; Actinopteri; Perciformes; Serranidae. Gene Ontology annotation, biological process: negative regulation of transcription by RNA polymerase II; regulation of immune system process; regulation of cytokine production. The coding region runs from base 149 to 2482 and encodes 777 amino acids. Gene Ontology annotation, cellular component: nucleus. The record is from RefSeq and is a predicted model, not a curated record. The transcript has 6 exons.